This is a messenger RNA of Pseudoliparis swirei, 2281 nucleotides long. It is a transcript of the gene lgals3a, whose product is annotated as lectin, galactoside binding soluble 3a. Gene Ontology annotation, molecular function: laminin binding; carbohydrate binding; IgE binding. Bases 130 to 1377 code for a protein of 415 amino acids. Gene Ontology annotation, biological process: positive regulation of calcium ion import; positive chemotaxis; neutrophil chemotaxis. The transcript has 6 exons. Lineage: Eukaryota; Metazoa; Chordata; Actinopteri; Perciformes; Liparidae. Gene Ontology annotation, cellular component: nucleus; immunological synapse. The record is from RefSeq and is a predicted model, not a curated record.
AGCAGAUCCAACGUUAGCUUGUAGUUGUGUGCCUCGGCAGGCUAGAUUAACUGGCUAACUGGCUUCAACUGCUGGAUUCAUUAUCUCCGUCACCCCACAUAUCAUUUGAGAGGAGUUCAUCUUCUGAUCAUGUCAGAUUUCUCGCUGUCAGAUGCCUUAGGCGACAGCUCUCCGAGCAAGGCAAAGAAAAUAGGAAACACAAACCCGACUGCUCCCGCCGGUAACCCUGCACAUCCGGCAAAUCCAGGGUGGCCGGCUGCAGCCCCAGGAGCUCCCACCCAGCCCAACGCUCCGGGUGGCUUUGCUGGUGGAUCAUCUGGCCCUGGGGCCCCAGGGCAAUUCCCAUAUACCUCGGGUCCUGGGGCACCAGGGCAAUACCCUGGACCUCCUUCAGCACCUGGCGGGUUCCCCCCUGGUCCUGGAAUACCUGGACAAUUCCCACCUGCACCAGGAGCUCCAGGGCAGUUUCCCUCCAGCCCUGGAGCCCCUGGGCAGAACCCCGGGCAGUUCCCCGGAGCCCCCGGGCAGUUCCCCGGAGCCCCUGGGCAGCAUCCAGGGCAGUUCCCUGGGCAGUUCCCUGGGCAGUACACUCCUGAAGGAGCUCCAGGACAACUACCUGGAGGCCCCGGUCCUUACCCAACUGGACCAUUUCCUUCUGGCCCCGGAGCUCCCCCUGGUCCUUAUCCAAAUGUGCCUUACCCAGGAAGUCAGCCAGGAGGAGGCAACGGGAUGUACGGACCUGGUGGUCCAGGUGCAUUCUCUCCUCCUGGCCCUGGUGCGUUCCCUGCAUACCCUGCUGCUGGAGGCUUCCCCCCAAUUCCCACUGGGUCAUGGGGACCACCUGCAGGGGGGGGCUUCCCUCCGGCCCCUGGAUCCUUUGGUCCAGGCCCUGGGCCUAUGGGUCCUGGGCCUAUGGGUCCAGGCCCUGGGCCUAUGGGUCCGUACGGUGGGCCGUCCGCUCCGGGAGGCAUGAUGAUGGUGCCGUAUGAUCUCCAACUUGAUGCUGGAAUUAUGCCACAACUUGUAAUCACGAUAGAGGGGGAGCUUGUUCCCGGUGCAGACAGAUUCCAAGUGGACUUCUUCAAAGGUCCAGAUGUCGUCUUUCACCUGAACCCUCGCGUUCAUGAGCAAACCGUCGUCAGGAACUCCAACCUCGGUGGCUGUUGGGGGCCGGAGGAGCGGGAAGGACAUUUCCCAUUUGUUCACGGACGCCGCUUUGAGCUGAAGAUCCUCGUGGAGGAGGACUCGUUUAAAGUGGCGGUGGACGGCAACCACCUGCUGGAGUACGAGCACCGAGUCGGAGGGCUCGAGGAAGUGAACCUGCUGCGGGUGACCGGAGACGUCAUCCUUUACAGCGUGGCCCCGAACAUGAUCUGAAGCUCGGCUACCAAACCCCGGGCUGGACAGGAGACCCGGCAUCACACUUUACCACCGUGUGUGACGUCCUUUCGCAAAACCUCGGUGGAGCUUCUGAGGCACAAUAAUAGUCAGUCAAGUGCAAUCUUUGCCCACGUGGCACUUUGUCAUUUAUCACAGAACAAAUGGCAAAUUAACCCAGAGUCAGCACAUUAUAAUCCUUUUCUCUUUUUUUGCUGAAUGAGAUCUAUUUUUUUUGUUGCCACUCACAAUACAAAAUAUUUAAGGACCUAACAAUAGCGAAUGCAUCUUAAACAGGCGUUUAAAGGAAAUACUAAUUUAUACCUAAUGAUAAGAUUGUAGGCCAAGUGAAACAGAUUUUUCACUAGUAUGCUGUAAUUUGUUUACAGUGCGUGUCUGUUUAUUAUCCUGUCAUCAAUAUCUUGAUAAACCUUUGCAAUGCAUGAGUGUGAUGCUGAAAAUCAACUUGGUUUCCUUUUCCCCUUCUUUCUUCAGUGCUGGUUGAGCCUCCCAACCCCCCAAAAAGCUCACUGGCCUGUUAACAAUCAUAGGCGCAUGAUGAAGUUUCUUAAAAUGUGUUAAUAUACAGACUUUGAGCUCCUCCUUUCUUUAGUGUGAAUCCUCCCGAGCUCUUAGACUGGAAGGUCGUGUCUUACAAAUUAUGAUUUCAUGUUGAAGUCAAAUGGAGAGAAAUGGUGAAAAGUGAGUCUCAUUUGAAGUUGAUCGUUGGAUAGGAGAAGGAUGAGAUCUCUGAUUUGUUGCCAAAGAUAACAGUGGUACAAUAUUUUGAGAUUAUAUGCUUAUAAAUAAAGGGCAACAAACAAAUAAUGACUGAAAAUGCUGUUUGAUUCAGAAUAUUGUACACUUUUCUGCCUGUGCACAUAAUAAAUAUAGUUUCCCUGUU